AAUACAGGAAGUAGCGGCGUGUAACGAACCGAACAACUGUAAUGAAGACAUCAGAAACAUAGCCACAAAAAAGUGUCCUUGUGCCACGCAGAAAUAAAUUAACGUUAAUGCUGCCAAACUUGGAGAAAACCUGUAUGGUACGAAAAUGGAAAAGGCUGUCAGCAUUGUCAUAUUGUCCGUCGUUUUCUUGGCGUCGCAGAUAAACUGCCAGGAGGCGAUCUUGCACAUGUCAAAUGGCAGUACAGAGAGGGAGUACUGUAUUGUCUACAAUCAGUCCUGGACUCCCUUGGCACAGACACUUGAUGCUGCUGUGCAGUACCCUUUGGUUGAUUUGACCUACACUCUGCUGUGUAACACCUCAGGUGUCACUCCAGACACAGUUCGAGGAAAAGCCGUGGUGGUGAUGAGAGGGGAGUGUAACUUCAGCCAGAAAGCACUGAUUGCUCAGGGCCUUGGAGCUACAUCUUUGCUCAUUGCCAGCAACUUAUCUCUGGUCACUCCAUCAGCCAAUGAGUCUGAAUAUGCAAAAGUCAAAAUUCCCCUGGCUCUCAUGCGGUUCAGGGACUUUGUGGAAGCAAAGAAGGUAUUCCAUGGUGACAUGCAGGUGAAGCUGUACGCUCCACCACAAUCAAAACUUGACCCCAGCAUCGCAGUCAUGCUUCUAAUUUCCAUUGUCACAGUGGCCUUGGGUGGCUAUUGGAGUGGGGCAUGUGAGAGAGACCGUUUGAAAGCUGGUGCAGCAGGGGGAGGAGGUGCAGAAAAAACAGACAGCGGAGAGCUUUUCUUGUAUUCUCCUCUUAAAGUGGUCAUCUUUGUGGCUCUGAUGUGUGGGAUGCUGGUUCUCAUGUACUACUUCUACAACGUCCUCGUGUACAUCAUUAUUGCUAUAUUCUGCCUGGCAUCUGCCUCAGCGCUGUUUAGCUGUCUAGAUGCAAUCAUGGAAAAAUUGGGCUGUGGCACAGUGAGCUUUUCCAUCCGAAAUUGGAACUUUUCAGUGAGGUCUAUUAUUCUGGCAGCUGUGUGCAUCACCAUAGCAGUGUUGUGGGGAGUCUACAGAAAUGAAGACAGAUGGAUCUGGAUCCUGCAGGACCUCCUUGGCAUUGCAUUCUGCCUCAAUUUCAUGAAAACUAUUUCACUUUCCAAUUUCAAGAUUUGUGUGAUUCUUCUUAGCCUCCUUCUUGUGUAUGAUGUCUUCUUUGUUUUUAUCACUCCUUUCUUCACCAAGAAUGGUGUUAGCAUCAUGGUGCAGGUUGCUCUGGGCCCAGAUGCAUCUGGAGAGAAGACACAAGGUAACAUGGUGGAGGUCCCUGCUGAACCCCAGGCUCCCUCAGAGAAACUACCGGUGGUGAUGCGUGUCCCGCGGUUCUCAAGCUGGGCUCAGAACCUGUGUGGGAUGCAGUUCUCCAUUUUGGGUUAUGGAGAUAUCAUUGUUCCAGGUCUCCUGGUGGCCUACUGCAGUAGAUUUGAUGUGUGGGUAAACAGCCGCAAGAAGAUCUACUUUGUCAGCUGCUGCAUAGCUUAUCUGCUAGGAAUGAUAACAACAUUCGCUGUCAUGCUGCUGUCUGGGAUGGGCCAGCCGGCUCUUCUUUACCUGGUGCCUUUCACCCUCAUAACGUCUGCUGUGGUGGCAGGGUGCAGAGGAGAGAUGAGGCAGUUCUGGGCAGGAACGACCUAUGAGGUCUUGGACUCAUCCAGGGAACCUUUGUUACCAGAGGGAAGAACUGACCACUGUGUAGAUGGAGACAAGUGCUGAAGAUGGACCCAACUGUGCUCAUGUGUUUUUUACAGUUUAAUAGCAGAUUUGCAAAGCAAGGGAACAUGUUGAUGAUGAUGUUCAGAUUCUUAAAAACCAGUAUGGGGUUAUUAUGACUGACUGGAUGCUAAUAAAUGCUGUGUAAGUGAAACUGAGAUGUUUUAAGUAACUCAAAGGCUUGUUUGUGCCUGGGAGAUCUUUCAAAUUCAUGUUCAGAAAGCAGUAAUGACAUUGCCUCUACUUCAUGCCUUGAUGAAAAUGAAGGCGCAUUUGACAAAAUGAGGAAGCACUUUAUUAUUUAGCUUAACAGUUGUUUCAUCAGAGGUGGGGUUUUAAAUUACAAUACUUGUAGCAACAAAAUAAUUCACUUUUGAUAACUGUUUCUGGGGUUUCUGUGUAAUCUGUUUGUAUGAUGUGAUUUAUCUUAAUGCCUUAUAUUAAAUGAACAAGUUCUAUUUAAUGCUUGUGUGCAUUUCUUGACUUGCACACAGAUGUCAAAGCAACCAUUACUGACUUUGUGAAGAGGCAUAAAACAAGGUUUGAAAUGAUGUUUGUUAGGUUUUACGGCUUUUGAGGUGACUAGACAUGGGGGAGUGCCAAGCAUUAACCCAUAAAUUCUGAUAAUGAAGUUAGGCAUUUAUUUAAUCAAUGUUUUUCCUCCGCAUUUGAUUUCUGUUAAUAAAAUAAUCAACAAGA
Messenger RNA from Sphaeramia orbicularis (orbiculate cardinalfish), 2449 nucleotides. It is a transcript of the gene sppl2a, whose product is annotated as signal peptide peptidase like 2A. The record is from RefSeq and is a predicted model, not a curated record. Bases 146 to 1753 code for a protein of 535 amino acids. Lineage: Eukaryota; Metazoa; Chordata; Actinopteri; Kurtiformes; Apogonidae. Gene Ontology annotation, biological process: membrane protein proteolysis. Gene Ontology annotation, molecular function: aspartic endopeptidase activity, intramembrane cleaving. The transcript has 17 exons. Gene Ontology annotation, cellular component: lumenal side of endoplasmic reticulum membrane; cytoplasmic side of endoplasmic reticulum membrane; Golgi-associated vesicle membrane.